Messenger RNA from Penicillium robsamsonii, 363 nucleotides. RefSeq names its product RNA-directed RNA polymerase. The transcript has a single exon. Bases 1 to 363 code for a protein of 120 amino acids. The record is from RefSeq and is a predicted model, not a curated record. NCBI's taxonomy places the organism in Eukaryota, Fungi, Ascomycota, Eurotiomycetes, Eurotiales, Aspergillaceae. Gene Ontology annotation, molecular function: RNA-directed RNA polymerase activity.
AUGAAUGACGAUGAUAUUUGGAUUCAGAUCUCGGACUCGCAGUUGAAAAUACACCUUCACCCACAGGAAUGGGCUAACCCGGAUGACGAUGAGAAGUUGACGUUCGUAGUUAACUGGGCUAAGCCAUUGCACCCUGUUGACCUUAAUAUCCAGCUUCUUUCAAUUCUGGAAUAUGGAGGGAAUUUGAAGGAGUAUAUUGCCAAGCUCACCCGUGAUGGUGUGCAGAGUCUUUACAACAACUUCCUUGAUGUUCUCCGAUCAAAUAGCCCCGUGGUUUGUCGAGCCCUGCUUCAGAAGCUCAGACCGUCCGGUGAGGACGGAGCUGGCAAAGCACGGCGAAUGGAGCAGUGGGGUGACCAGUAA